Messenger RNA from Debaryomyces tyrocola, 1017 nucleotides. NCBI's taxonomy places the organism in Eukaryota, Fungi, Ascomycota, Pichiomycetes, Serinales, Debaryomycetaceae. The record is from the annotation of a GenBank genome assembly.
AUGAUAUGCAGUUGUUGUGGAAAGGAAAAAAAAUCAGCUAGUCAGAAAAAAACAUGCAAAAAAUGUCGCCAAAAACUGAAACGAAGAAUAUCAAAAGCAAAAGCUCUUGAUAUUUCUAACAGUUCUAAUUGGUUUGGUUCUUCAUCUCCACAUUUAAAUGAAAACGCCGCUCCUCCUAUAGACAGUAAUAAACCACGUAAUAGCAAAACCUAUUUGAAAAAUGAAGAAUUUGAUAGUCAACAAACUAUAGAUGUUCCUAAUAGUCAGCUUAUCGUGGAAAUGUCUCCUCAGAAUUAUUAUGGAGAUCAUGUUUACGAAAAAGUAUCUUUUGAACAGAAUAGUGAUAAGCAAAGUAAUUAUGAAGUUAAUAAUCAGAUUCAACAAGACGAUUUAGUUCGGAUGAAUCAAAUCGACUUGGCGGAAAAAACACAAGAAGUUUUAGAAGAUAUGGAAGAUGAUAAUAACAGUAUUGAUGAUGGAUACGACAAUCUUGAAACAGAAUUCGGUAAUUUUCAGGACGAUUACGGAGACGCCAGUUACCUAGAAUUCAGUCAAGAUAGCAUGGAAAAUUCUAUAGAGACAGAGGAAAACCUUUCAGACCCUUCAAAUAGUGGAGCUAAUUUGCCAAAUAUUGGUGUAAUCGAAGGAUUACUAGAGAGGAGUGAUAUAAGUAUAGAUAAUUGGGCCAAGGUGGUUAACAAAAAGACGGGAAAUAUUAUUGAUAUUCAUACAACAGAAAAGUGGCUAAAAUUUAUUUUUCUAACAGAAAGCAUAUAUACAAAAGCUUCGGCUAAAGAAAAGAUAUUAGAGGCUAUCCCAGAAAGCAAUUAUCAAAUUAUUAGGAGUGGUUUCAUACCACGUCCAAUUAAUUUCGCUAAAUUGUAUGAUCUACAAUACUGUCCAGAGUGUACAAGACUCAAGUCGAUCCAAAAUCAUUUUUCUCAUCGAAUUCCUUCUUCUCUGAGAGAAAAGUGUACUUAUCGAGGUCCAUUUAAAUUGGUCAAGGGUAUCGCAUAG